AUGGUCACCUUGUUUUACUUCACCAUCAGUGGAUAUGCUCAGGUUGAAGCUCCAAUGGGAGGCACCAUGUACAACACAGGGAAGCACGUGUCCCUGCGGCCAGACAAAGCCCACCUGGUGAACAUCUCAGGGGGGCCGCUGGGUUACAGCUACAGGCUCGAGGAGGUCCGCCUCCAUUUUGGUAGCGAGGACGCCUCGGGCUCAGAGCACCUCCUCAACGGACAGGGCUUUCCUGGAGAGGUCCAGUUGAUCCAUUACAACCAUGACCUGUACGCCAACUACACUGAGGCAGCCAAGAGUCCUCACGGCAUCGCUGUGGUCUCCAUCUUCAUAAAGCUCUCUGAAAACUCCAACUCCUUCCUCAACCGCAUGCUCAAUAGAGACACCAUCACCAGAAUCAACUACAGACGUGCUGAGCCAAUCAGAGCGGAUCAUGACAACAAUGUUUCAUCAAACUGAUAAAACUCCUGCAGGAAAUCAUGUUGAUGUCUGGAGGCCAGAGCGGCAUGAUUAUCACACAAAUCUUCUGAGAAUGCUGGUUUUAUUUGCAGAUA
This is a messenger RNA of Notolabrus celidotus (New Zealand spotty), 554 nucleotides long. RefSeq names its product carbonic anhydrase-related protein 10-like. The coding region runs from base 1 to 459 and encodes 152 amino acids. The transcript is spliced from 5 exons. NCBI's taxonomy places the organism in Eukaryota, Metazoa, Chordata, Actinopteri, Labriformes, Labridae. The record is from RefSeq and is a predicted model, not a curated record. Gene Ontology annotation, molecular function: zinc ion binding; carbonate dehydratase activity.